Molecule: messenger RNA, 3411 nt
Organism: Manis pentadactyla (Chinese pangolin)
Lineage: Eukaryota; Metazoa; Chordata; Mammalia; Pholidota; Manidae
Gene: CNOT9
Product: CCR4-NOT transcription complex subunit 9
Exons: 8
Coding region: 381-1280 (299 amino acids)
Biological process (GO): mRNA catabolic process; negative regulation of translation
Cellular component (GO): CCR4-NOT complex; CCR4-NOT core complex; P-body
Source: RefSeq, a predicted model, not a curated record
GGAAGUGCCCGGCUUUUCCCGCCCUUCACUGGCCUCCGGGUGAAGGUCAGAGUUCAUGCCCCUUUCUGGGGAUACAUGCUCGCAGCAGUGGGAUGCGGGGGCUAGUAGGUGGCGGACGUCCUUCCAGCCCUUAAUCCGAAGGGGCAAAGGACGUACUUUGUCUAUAAACUUCCCGCCGAGAGCUAGAAGGCGGGAAGAGGCUGUGUGGGUGGCGUCAGGGGUGAAAGGUCAGAGAGUUGCAAAGGGGGCGGAGCGAGCCGUAGGUGGAUGGCGGCUGCAGCGGCUGCUGCGGCUCAGCAUCUUUCGCAACAGAGGCGCUGAAGCAGGGACGCGAGUUGGACGCGUCCGGAGGUGGGAGGAGAGCGGCGGCCGCUCCCAACAUGCACAGCCUGGCGACCGCUGCGCCUGUGCCUACUGCAUUGGCUCAGGUAGAUAGAGAAAAGAUCUACCAGUGGAUCAAUGAGCUUUCCAGUCCUGAGACAAGGGAGAAUGCUUUGCUGGAGCUAAGCAAGAAGCGAGAAUCUGUACCUGACCUUGCACCCAUGCUGUGGCAUUCAUUUGGUACUAUUGCAGCACUUUUACAGGAAAUUGUAAAUAUUUAUCCAUCUAUCAACCCACCCACCUUGACAGCACACCAGUCUAACAGAGUUUGCAAUGCUCUGGCAUUACUGCAAUGUGUGGCAUCACACCCAGAAACCAGGUCAGCAUUUCUUGCAGCACAUAUCCCACUUUUUUUGUAUCCCUUUUUGCACACCGUCAGCAAAACACGUCCCUUUGAAUAUCUUCGGCUAACCAGUCUUGGAGUAAUUGGAGCCCUCGUGAAAACAGAUGAGCAGGAAGUAAUCAACUUCUUAUUGACAACAGAAAUUAUCCCUUUGUGUUUGCGCAUUAUGGAAUCUGGAAGUGAACUUUCUAAAACAGUUGCCACAUUCAUCCUCCAAAAGAUCCUCUUAGAUGACACUGGUUUGGCUUAUAUCUGUCAGACAUAUGAGCGUUUCUCCCAUGUUGCCAUGAUCUUGGGUAAGAUGGUCCUACAGCUAUCCAAAGAGCCUUCCGCCCGUCUGCUGAAGCAUGUAGUGAGAUGUUACCUUCGACUCUCGGAUAAUCCCAGGGCACGUGAAGCGCUCAGGCAGUGCCUCCCUGACCAGCUGAAGGACACGACCUUUGCCCAGGUGCUAAAAGAUGACACCACCACGAAACGCUGGCUUGCACAACUGGUGAAAAAUCUGCAAGAGGGUCAGGUCACCGAUCCCAGGGGUAUCCCCCUGCCCCCUCAGUGAUCCUCCCCUGUCCCUCCCACAACUUCCCCAAGUUGGGGAAGGGAGGGGGAAUCUGCGAGGAAAACAGCUCAGGUUUUAUUAUCGACCGGGAAUAGGACAACCUCAAUGUUGAACUGCACUGGAGAAGAGGGGCAAGGUACCCCCGCUGAGGUGUAUGGGCUGCCAUCUCAGGCUGCCUUAACGACCUGGGCUCCCUCUGCUACUCCCAGGAGGUGGGCUUCUGACACAGCAGUCUGCCACCACAGCCCCAGGAGGGUGUCAGCACCAGCAAAUGCUGUACUUGCAGCAUGUCCAAGAUGACCCUUCUCCCCCACCUCAACCUAGUGGCUGGCAGGGAGGGGAGACAGUGGUGAUAGCACUCUAGGCAUGGUGACCACCUGGGACCAAGCCAUGUGGCAUUUUUUAUUUUGCUUUCCUGGAAGACUCAAGAUGUGUCUCUUCAUUCUCUCUCUCUCUCAGUAUUUGUUUACUUUGGUAUUUUGUUUUUAAUCUCAGAGAGAGGUGCAUUUAGUGGACACAGCUGUAAUAUUCAGCAAAACUUUGUCAAUUGGCACUGUUUACAAGUCUGUUAGCUGCAUAAGCUCAAUAAAAAGUUGGUCUGGGCAUUACAUCCUCUCUAGCAGGCCAAUAGCUGCAUGAACUGUUGGGAGGAAUGGGAGGUAGGGGAAAGAUACAAAGAAAGCCAAAGGACAGCGGGAACUCUUCCCUUCCAUUCUCCUGCACCCAGUUCUGGAUGCCACAAGGACCAUAACCUUGUUUCUGGCUUUAGCUGCUAGCUUUUCCAAAUCUCAGUGCUUUUCCCUUUUUUACUUCCCUCCUGUUAAACUUAAAACAGAUGUCUUAAUUCAUCAGACUGUCCUGGAAGGGUAUCACAUUGGGGGAUGAGAGUUGGUGGUGGACCUCCCCUUCAACUGAAUUCCUCAAAGAUAUUUUCUGGAUGACUUUUGAAAGGGAGGUGCCUGGGAUUCAGAUGAUGGGCUUCUUGAUCCCAGUCUUUGCUUUAGUGUGAGUUUCUGCAGCUCUGUCUUUCUUCAUGAUUGUACUUGAAGCAGUAUUAGAAUGAGUUAAUUUUAUUCAGAUUUAAGAUAGAGGGCUGUACUCUGUUUGCCUGAGUCUUUUUUGUUUGUUUGUUUGUUUUGACACAUUCCCUUUUGGUCUAUGAGAACUACAGGGUUGUCACAAAAAUAUUUUCCACUUCUUUAUAUUGUGUCAGAGAAUCUCCCUUCCUUCUCUGGAGCUUCAGAUGACUCUGUUCACAAUCCAGAGGAUUCAUCUGUAAUCCAGUGUAAACUGCCUUGCUUUCUGCCCAUCCUUCCCUCUGCAAACACCUGUUCUCUUUCACUCAUCCUCAUUGCCAAUCAGAGAUGGGAUUGUUACUCCAACUAGAGACAAACCAAGUAUUUUCUGUCCACAUUUCACACAGUUGAAGGUGUCCCUGAAAAAGUUUGGAGAGCUCUCUAAGGGGCAAGGUUUGAGACUUUUGCAGAGGCAGUUUUGCCAACAUAAGGGCUCUUUCAAGCCGACUUUCACAAAGGGAGCCGGCCUUGCUAGUUGGCUUCUGUCUCUUCAGAGCCAGGAAAGUAGUAAUUAAGUAUCCUAGAUAUAGGAAGGGUAGAAUAAACACUUAACUCCCCUCCCUUCCAAGAUGAAGAGGAGAACCAGGCCAGCUCUCAAUCUCAAGCCUGAAGACCUUGGAGAAAACGGAAGACAGCAUGGAUUAAAUUGACAUCUUGACUCCCUUCAGCCAGUAGUUUGUGAUCUGGAGAGUCCAGCUACAGUAACCCUGAUUUUUGCCAACCACCUUCCUGCUGAGCCAAAGUUUUCUCAUUUCCCCUCCACUGGGGAAGCAGCUGAGGCCCAGGGCUUUGCUCCCUGGGAAGUUCUCUUCUCUUUCCAUCUUGUGGUGCAUUGGCCAUGUAACUGUGCCAGUAGUGUCUUAAUUAUUGUUCCAUCUAUUCUCAGCUGGCCUUGGACCCCACAUUUUGGGGGGUUGGGGUGGAAAUGGGUAUUUUUCCUUGUAGUUGAUCCUGAUGUCGUGUGUGUAUAAAGAGAACCCUCCCCUCAUUUUUUGUUUCCAUCUGUCUCCCUCAACAGGAUUGAAAUAAACAUGUUUCUGUUUUUAUAAAACUAA